Mya arenaria is the source of this 3605-nucleotide messenger RNA. RefSeq lists its product as uncharacterized. The transcript is spliced from 9 exons. The coding region runs from base 385 to 1653 and encodes 422 amino acids. NCBI's taxonomy places the organism in Eukaryota, Metazoa, Mollusca, Bivalvia, Myida, Myidae. The record is from RefSeq and is a predicted model, not a curated record.
UAUGUGUUGUAUUUUGUCUGUAUGUACAUGUUGCUUGUUUGUUCAUUUGGUUUAUGACCAUAAUUAUGUUUUUGGUUAAAAGCCAUAUUGGUCUAUGACCUUCUAGUGACUUUAUGUUAUUACUGUUCAUCAUUGUUUUACAUAUAACGCACUGAAUACAGUUGUUUUAAACUAUUAAUGUUAUAUAAGGACUCCAUGUGAACCUUAAAUUUAAACGUAAAUUAUUUCCAUGUUGCUCAUUUGACUUACAUACUGAUGAAUAUUGUGCAUUCAAUUAGUUUCAACUCAUCAAGAGUUUUCGUUUGGAACCUGGCUGUUUUUGCGAUUGUAACGAAAUAUAAUUUGCCGGUUGAAGUGCAACCAUUGCAAACUGCAAAUUAAUUGAUGCUCUGCUGGGCUGGAUCACAGGCGUCGGUAGAAACAGUCAACGAAGUGGAGAAUAAUCAAUCUGUUCAUUAUGGAAUUUCUAGAGAAAAUCAGAGCAAAAUCAAACAAAUGUUUAUUGAUAUGAAAGAUAGUAUCGACAUCGAUGGAAUUUUGGACCGUUUCAUUCAAGAUGGAGAUUUAACCGAAGACGCUCAGGAAAGAAUAAUGUUCAACAACCCCAGAAGGAAGCAAGUGGAAUUAUUUUUGUUUAGAUUGUUUAGAUUAAAGAGGAACGCGUUCGAUCGCUUCGUUCAAUAUAUGCGAGAGGACGAAUGUCUUGUCCAUAUUGCCGAUCAAUUGCAAAAAGGUAUCAAAUUACCAGCCCUUGAGACCGCAAGACUCAAACCACACGAAAUUCGACUGCAGAUUGAACAUCACAUGGAAGAUAUCUUGCGGGAAAUAGAACCAGACGAAGUUGCAGAAUAUUUUAUGGUUUACGAAGUUUGUGAGGUGAACGAGUAUGAGGAGGUUGUGAGUGAAAAGAAAACGACAAGAGCAAAGGGUCUCGCAUUGCUUCAUCUAUUGAUAUUAAACCAUAUCCCGAGUGGCUAUCAAGUGUUUCUUACUGCUUUGAGGGAAUUGAACAGGACAGGACUUUUACAAAAAUUGAAGAAACGGCAUAUCAGUACGCCUCUAAGACAAGAUGUAGAAAGCACAAGAAGUGUAGUAACUGCAAAAUUCACAUUUGGAAACCAGUCGGAUUUGCCGUCUCUGGAUCAAAUUGUCGGGGGUCCUUCUGGCUAUAGUUUACGGUGUACAAGGGCAACUCAGUGUGAUGAAGAAGACCUUGUUGCUAACUUCAGAAGCGAAACAGUAAAGGCAGAGAUAAAUCGUAGACUUAUACCAGAAACAAACACAAUGUUGUACGACACAAUCAGUGGAUCGUUGAUAUUCCACCUCAAAUGGACCUCUCAGGCCUGGAGACAACUGAGUGUAGACAGGUUGAGAGAAGUUGUUGGUACGGUAGUGAGAAUACUAAUGGAGAAGGGAAACAAAGAAGACACCGAAUCACAAACGUGGAAUGUUGAAGUGUGCGCAAUACCGAGUACACUAAAUGUUCGUUCAUCUACAACAGACCCAAAAGACGCUGUAGAGGUCAUUACUGUACAUAAAGAAUUCCUGGCAACAGAACUAAAUGGGCUGCGAAUUGCUGAACAGAUGAACGGAAGUGGUGUACUUUCAAGCGAUGAUCUUUCUGACGUUAGGGGAAAAUCAGACCGAAGGUAAAGAGCAGAGGCUCUUUUGAACAAAAUAACAAGAAGCGGAGAAACUUCAGCUAAAGCUUUCUUGGAGGAACUUACAAAGGCGGGGCCUAGGUAUCAUUUCAUCACUCGCCAUUUAUGGCCGGAAAAUGAUGACGAUUUAUGUUGGAUGACAAACAAUAUGGGCACGAUAUACCCACUACUAAUAGAAGGUCUCCCAGCAGUCAUUUUGUCGCAACAUCAACAUGAACUGGGAUUACCAGAUGAGUGUAUCAAAAACGAUACUGUUGUUGCAACCUCAAUUCAGUACAUAAUGGCACAAGACAACGAAAUCAAAUUUCGAUUUCUACUUCUUCUGUUAGAAAAACGAAUUGUACCCAAGGAUUUUUACACGAGUAUUCGCUCGAAGAUGCCCGAUGAUAACACCGUAAGCGUUAUAAAGCAACAACGAAAUAAUUCUCUUCAGACCGAUAUCACCAGCCGAGUCCGGCUUGGACACUGUAUAGUCGUGAAAACAAUUGAUGCAAACGAUGCUUACCAAGUACCGGAAUGCACUGGCACUAUUGGGCACUGGUGGUUACUGAGCGCAAUACGCAAAUAUAUUGUUAAACUGAUUUUCUGCGAAGGAUUUGUCGUCAACAGUAGAGAAAGAGUCAUGCCCGAAAGACUUGGGCCAACACGGAUUCCCUGUGCCGGAAAUGCUGGAUAUGCUUAUGACGCUGAGGUAUUGGAGAGCAGCGAAGUAAGAAAGAACGAUGAUUGAUUCGCUUGAUCAGAUAAUCAAUCAAGACAAACUCUAGAAUUGAAUUUAGCGUCAGCAGGAACUCAACUCACACCCAUGACAUAGCCGUCAGUGCUCCUGUCUAAAGCUAAAUGAGGUUUAAUUGCAACUAGUUCCAUUGAUAUGAUAACUGCAUUUCAUUGAUGUUUACUUAAUUCACGCGUGUUGUGCACAUAGUGCGUUUAUUAUACUUCAGAAUUAAGUUGUUCGGAAGUUUGCAAGUCGAUUCGCCAUGAAUGGUUCAACAGCUAUUUUAACACUCACACCAGACAUGAAAAUCGUGGAAGCAAACUCCGAAAAACUCUUCUUGCCAAUUAAAUCCGUUAGACCCAUUAUUGUUUCCAUAAAUUAAUAAGUAAGAAUUAGGAAAAGAAAUUGAAAAUCGCCAAGAUUUUGCGAUAAAUGAAAAUAUUAUUAUCUUCAACCGUUAUCAUAUAGUUACCGGUAUGGCACUGAGUCGUGUUGCAACGGUUUGGUAAUAAUAGAAACUAUAAUCACUGUUAUUUAAUAGUAUAACCGUUUCUCAUUUCACAAACGACUGCACGUCUAUACAUAUAGCGGAUGAAGUCCUGUGCCACGGAUAAAUACAUUGGGCGUUGUUUGUCUGCUUUUGCAUUUUGUAACAUCUUUUCAUUGUAUAUACUACUCAAUGUUACGUAUAAACGGAUUCAACGAAUUUGAGUUUGAAGAAACAGAUCAUCAAUGUUACUCUUGCAAUUGUGUUUCGUUAGAAUUGACACCCCAAAGUUCUUCUAGAUUUUUGUGAUAAAUCGACUCCACAGAUUUUACUCAUUAUUUUGAAUAAAAACGCUAUGGACUUUCUCUCGAACAAUGAUGCCAAGAAACUACUCUGCGAAUAUAUGAACUGACACUAAGAAUUUGUCCAGGUAAAAACAAUGUACCAAAUUAAGCCUUCAACUUACUACCAGGCGAUACUAAGGAACUAUUCCGGGAAGCAUCUAUAUACCGAAUGAAGCUGUGAAAAUGGUGCUUUGGAAUUAUUUGAGCAUGAAACUAUAUGUGGAAUGAGUAAUUCAUUUUUUCUUAUUAAACUGAAGCAAUUGAAUUUAUUAUCACUGCAAUGACACUAUCCAACCACUCCUGGAAUUUUCUCAAUGCAAUGACGCUUUUAAAUUUCAACCGUAAUUUGUUAAAAGGAAUAACGGAAUAAAUGAUUCCAGGAGUUUUGAAAUGAA